AUGCCCGUUGUCAUAGCUCGCUCACUGCAGAAGGAUGCCAUCGCCUCGGUGGAAUCUGACUCCUCAAAAUCAUCAGACGUUGAAAAGAACCCCAUCAUCUUGACUAGUAAGCCUACUACUGCCUCUGAUGAUUCAACGCUUGGCGAUACCUCCGACGACCGCCGCUUUUGGUUCCAGCGGUCGAAAAGCCAUGACUCAAAUGCCAUCGCAACCCAGCCGUCAGUGUUCGACGAUCCUGAACUUAUCUCCGAAUAUAGACCCCGACCAGAAUGGGAAAACGCUCACCGCUUCGACCCAUCAGCAAGAUGGACAUGGGGUGAAGAGAAUAAAGCUGUCAGAAGGCUCGACAUGCGAAUCAUGGUACUAGCAUGCAUGAUGAUGACAGCAUUGGAGCUUGAUCGCUCGAAUAUCCAGCAAGCCAACGCCGAUAAUUUCCUAUCUGAUCUCGGAUUAUCAAGGAAUGACUAUAACCUCGGAAAUACCAUCUUCAAGCUGUUUUAUCUCUUAAGCGAGAUUCCCGCCCAGCUUAUUGGCAAAUAUAUCGGCGUCGAUCGGUGGAUCCCCAUACAAAUGACCUCCUGGUCGUUGGUAGCCCUCUGUCAGUUCUGGCUGCGGGAUAGAACAUCUUUCUUGGUUUGUCGGGCCUUGAUUGGUAUGUUCUCAGGAGGGUUUACGCCUACCAUGAUCCUAUAUCUCUCUUACUUCUAUAAGCAUCAUGAGCUUUCUAUCCGUCUAGGGUUCUGGUACUCUGCACAGGCAGUCGCGGACGUCCUAGCAGGGCUUCUAGCGUAUGGCAUACUGCACCUACGUGGCUAUGCUGGCCAGGCUGGUUGGCGUUGGCUUUUCUUAAUCGAGGGCUCCUUCACUUUACUUCUCGCCAUUCUAUCUUUUCUUUUCCUACCACCGUCUGUGACACAGACGGCGAGCUGGGCACGGGGCAAAAAGGGCUGGUUUACGGAGCGGGAAGAAAUAAUUCUGGUCAAUCGCAUUAUUCGCGAGGACCCAAGCAAGGGCUCUAUGGGAAACAACGAACCCUUAACAGCCAAACUUGUGUGGCAGAGUUUCAAAGAUUACGACCUGUGGCCACUCUACAUGAUUGGUCUUAUUUUCUUGGUGCCAUAUAGGAUUUUAACUAGGAUCAUUCUUACCUACGCCGCUGAGAUCCUCGGGUCCCUUGCAUGGAUGGGAGCUGUGGCCCAAGUCUGGACCCUCCCAAUGCUUAUCUAUAUGAAUGUGGUCGAUUUCAGUCAGACCAAGAGAUGGGUUGCGUGGACGGUCCUGACCUUGAUUCUUUCGUUCCCCAGUCCUCAUGCACUCCAAGCGGGAUGGAACUCUCGCAACUCCAAUAGCGUGCGGUCCCGGGCACUAUCAGCGGCUAUGUAUAAUAUGUGCACGCAGCUAUCCGGGAUAAUCGCGUCGAAUGUCUAUCAAGAUUGGGACGCUCCUCGCUAUGUGCAGGGCAACCGAGUGCUUCUCGCUCUGGUCUGCACCAACAUCGCCGUGUACGCCUUGACCAAGAUCUACUAUAUACUGCGUAACCGUCACCGAGAUCGGAAGUGGACGGGGAUGACGGAGGAGCAGAGAAUUGACUACAUCGCAACCACAAAGGAUACAGGGAAUAAGCGAUUAGAUUUUCGGUUUGCGCAUUAA
Molecule: messenger RNA, 1650 nt
Organism: Aspergillus oryzae RIB40
Lineage: Eukaryota; Fungi; Ascomycota; Eurotiomycetes; Eurotiales; Aspergillaceae
Product: putative MFS transporter
Exons: 10
Coding region: 1-1650 (549 amino acids)
Biological process (GO): transmembrane transport
Cellular component (GO): membrane
Molecular function (GO): transmembrane transporter activity
Source: RefSeq, a predicted model, not a curated record